Messenger RNA from Ooceraea biroi (clonal raider ant), 3984 nucleotides. It is a transcript of the gene Opa1, whose product is annotated as Opa1 mitochondrial dynamin like GTPase. Gene Ontology annotation, cellular component: mitochondrial intermembrane space; mitochondrial membrane; cytoplasm. The record is from RefSeq and is a predicted model, not a curated record. NCBI's taxonomy places the organism in Eukaryota, Metazoa, Arthropoda, Insecta, Hymenoptera, Formicidae. Gene Ontology annotation, molecular function: microtubule binding; GTP binding; GTPase activity. Gene Ontology annotation, biological process: mitochondrial fission; intracellular distribution of mitochondria; mitochondrial fusion.
AAAUUGCCGGAGUUGCGCUACUGUAUAUACUGUGGUAAGACCGUGAUUUAGGAUGAACGGCAUAUAACCUGAAGUCUGAUUAGAAAACGGCUUUUGGAGGAGUUUUAUACUUUUAAUUUCUCUUAAUGCACAUCUCGUGUAUUUUAUGAUGCACAUGUAGAAAAUUCUAUAGAUAUUUUUUUAUUCGUCGCAAGAGCUGUUAUUAUCGAUAGUAAAUAAUAAUUAUUACAAAAAUGAAGCAAAUUGUAUUUGGCAAAUUCAGUCACGAUAUUGUAUUGAUCUCCAAAGCUUCUAGAUACCCGAUAACGGUCAUUAGUACACGGAAACUAACAUCUGGGAAAAUCAAUAAAUAUUGUAGACCAUUGUUAGUGACUCCACAGCCAAGAUACUUUGUAAAUCCACAUCGUGGAUAUGCUAUGUUUGUAGCAAGAGUUUUAAGAGGAGCACUAAAAAUACGUUAUCUCCUCUUAGGAGGUGCAGUCGGUGGUGGUUUAACGUUACAGAAAAAAUACGAACAAUGGAAAGAAGGAUUGCCAGAUUUAGAAUGGGUACAAAACCUAAUGCCUUCUGAACAGCAAUGGCAAGAUUUCCGCAAAUCGCUCAUGGCGGUGAAAAGUAAUGUGGGCAGCAAAAUCGACAUCGCAGACCCACGUAUAAAAGAGAUCGGAUUAGCUAAGUACCAAGAAUACAGGACAUGGUUCAAUCAAAGACUGGAUGAUGCUAUUAAAGCAGCUGAGAGUCAGCAAAAAGACUACCAAGAUAACAAUAAUUCGAUACAGAGUGCAUUUGAUAGCAUUUCAAUGGUAGCUAAACAAGCUUACACAGAAACGAAAGAUCAGUUAUCAAACAAUAUGACUGCCUUUGCACGUCCAUUGGCCACUGAUAAUGCCGAGGAGGAACGUAAGAAAGCUCAAUCCUCGCAACAGCGGAUGAACGCCAUGCAAGAGGAGUUGAUGCAGAUGCAACUGAAAUAUCAACGUGAAAACGAGAGAUUGGAAAGGGAAAAUAAAGAAUUACGCAAACAGAACAUGCUCCUGCGAGGGAAUCAGAAAUUCAGCGACAAAAAGAUUAAAAAGUCAUUGAUUGAUAUGUACAGCGAUGUCUUGGAUGAGCUUAGUGAUUACGAUAGCGCCUAUUCUACUGCCGACCAUUUACCUAGAGUGAUAGUUGUUGGUGACCAAAGCUCCGGUAAAACCUCCGUACUUGAAAUGAUCGCGCAGGCGAGGAUAUUUCCAAGAGGUGGAGGCGAAAUGAUGACGAGAGCACCAGUCAAGGUCACCUUGAGCGAAGGUCCGUAUCAUAUAGCCCAGUUCAAGGACAGUUCCAGAGAAUUUGAUCUUUCGAAGGAGUCGGAAUUGGCCGAGCUCAGGCGGGAAGUAGAACUAAGAAUGAAGAACAGUGUUAAGAACGGGAAGACGGUCAGUCAGGAUGUUAUCUCUAUGACGGUAAAAGGACCGGGCCUUCAACGUAUGGUCCUCGUUGAUCUUCCUGGUAUUAUUAGUACGGUAACUGUUGAUAUGGCGGACGAUACUCGUGAAGCCAUAAAACAAAUGAGCCAACAAUACAUGAGCAAUCCUAACGCGAUCAUUCUCUGCAUACAAGACGGCUCCGUCGAUGCAGAAAGGAGUAACGUAACCGAUCUUGUAGCUCAGAUGGACCCUUCUGGCAAAAGGACGAUCUUUGUCUUGACAAAAGUCGAUCUAGCGGAAGAGAAUCUAACUAAUCCCGAUAGAUUGCGUAAAAUAUUAUCUGGUAAACUAUUUCCGAUGAAAGCAUUGGGCUACUUCGCCGUGGUCACCGGUCGUGGCAAGCAAGAUGAUAGUAUACAAACGAUCAAAGAUUACGAAGAACAUUUCUUCAGAAAUUCCAAGCUUUUCAAAAACAGUUUGGCAAUGUCGGGCCAGGUGACGACGAAAAACUUGAGCUUAGCAGUAGCUGAAUGCUUCUGGAAGAUGGUUCGUGAAACGGUGGAGCAACAAGCGGACGCGUUCAAAGCCACGAGAUUUAAUUUGGAAACAGAAUGGAAAAAUAAUUUUCCAAGAUUGAGAGAAUUGGACAGAGAUGAACUUUUCGAAAAAGCACGAGGUGAGAUUCUGGAUGAGAUUGUCAACUUGUCGCAAGUGUCCCCAAGGCAUUGGGAGGAAGUGCUAAUGGCCCGAAACUGGGAAAAAGUCAGCAUGCACGUUUUCGAAAAUAUCUAUCUACCUGCGGCUCAAAGUGGAAACCCAAAUACGUUCAACACCACUGUCGAUAUCAAACUCAGACACUGGGCAGAACAGCAAUUGCCAGCGCGUAGCGUCGAGAGCGGAUGGGAAUGUUUGCAACAAGAGUUUCAGAAAUUCAUGGCACAAGCUCGACACAGUCCAGGUCACGACGAUAUCUUCGACAGUCUCAAAAAUGCCGUUGUAAACGAGGCAAUGAGACGCCAUUCGUGGGAAGAGAAGGCUUCAGAGAUGCUACGUGUUAUUCAACUUAACAUUUUAGAAGACAGAAGCAUAAACGACAAACGUGAAUGGGAUCAAGCGGUAAGAUUCUUAGAAACGUCAGUGAGAGAAAAGCUACAGAGCACGGAACAGAUUCUGCGCGGUAUGCUGGGUCCCAAUCGCAAGGAGCGAUGGAUUUACUGGCAGUCUCAGACUGAGGAGCAAGAGAAACGCACGGCGGUCAAGAGUGAGCUAGAUAAAAUUCUCUACGCCGAUAAAAAACACGCACCUACUCUUACACACGAUGAACUCACGACCGUCAGAAAAAAUUUGCAGCGAAAUGGAUUGGAAAUUGAUAAUGAAUUUAUUCGAGAAACGUGGCGUCCAGUGUACAGAAGAUUUUUCCUACAACAGAGUUUGUCGAAAGCAUACGAUUGUAAAAAGGGAUAUUAUCUGUAUCACACUGGUCACGAAAACGAAAUGGAGUGUCACGACGUAGUGCUUUUCUGGCGAAUUCAGCAAAUGCUGAAGGUCACCGCGAAUGCACUUCGCCAGCAAAUCAUGAAUAGGGAAGCUCGAAGAUUGGACAAAGAGAUCAAAGAUGUUUUGGAGGAUUAUAGUCAGGAUAAAGAAAUCAAAGAGAAACUGCUCACGGGCAAACGGGUCACGUUAGCCGAAGAACUUAAACGAGUCAGAAAAAUUCAAGAAAAAUUGGAAGAGUUUAUUCAAGCAUUAAAUAAAGAAAAAUGAAUGCAUAGUCAAAUGUCAGAAUUCAAGCACUGGAUUGUGCACUAGAUUUAAUAAAAGAGAACAAAUCUCUGACAUUACUCGCGAUUGAAUAAAUAGAAGAACACAAGCUGGCGAGUAUGUUUGGGGAUUAAUAUUUCGAAAAGUGCGAACACACGUUGCACGUAUUUAUAUUUCAACUCUAGAAACCAUUGAAAUGACAACUGAGAUGUCGUAUUUACGAUUAACUGAGCAUGAUAUUGGCGCAAGCGUAGGCAUAAGCAGAGACUUAAUUGAAGCUGUGUGAUAUAUAUAUAUAUAUAUAUAUAUAUAUAAACUGGAAGCUCUAUGCACUGAUACUGAUGUGAUCGAAGUUUGUAAAUAUGAAUGUUGAUCAGAAUAUAUAAUAUAAAAAAUUCUAUAAUGAAAAUGCACUAAGUACCAUUAUAAUUAUUUGAUAAAUUAACGUAUUAAUGUAAAAAUGCAAUAAUAUAGAAAAAUCACAUUAAAAUUGUAAUGAAUUCAUUAUAUUAGUGAUAAUAAUAAGACUUAUCACGAUUUGCCACCAAAAAUGCGCAAAGUUAUGGAAAUUAAAGGAUUUCGGAUAAAUCGGUAUUACGUCAGCUAUCUUUUAAUUUAUGUAAUGCUUGAUAUAUAUGUAUGUAUUAAUUAUAUGUAUAAUAGUGCAGUUAUCUACCAGUACUUUCAAUCAAAAACUAUCUAAAAUUACUGCUGGAUCGUGCUCUUCAUAAAUAAAAUAAAAAUUUUGCUAUCUCGUUGCACAAUUCCUAUUUUUACUGGGAUGUUUCAUCACCAAAUAAAGAUAACACGCAAA